This is a messenger RNA of Ornithorhynchus anatinus (platypus), 3198 nucleotides long. It is a transcript of the gene RIPK2, whose product is annotated as receptor interacting serine/threonine kinase 2. Gene Ontology annotation, biological process: positive regulation of canonical NF-kappaB signal transduction; regulation of apoptotic process; innate immune response. The transcript is spliced from 11 exons. Gene Ontology annotation, molecular function: JUN kinase kinase kinase activity; ATP binding. Bases 51 to 1787 code for a protein of 578 amino acids. NCBI's taxonomy places the organism in Eukaryota, Metazoa, Chordata, Mammalia, Monotremata, Ornithorhynchidae. The record is from RefSeq and is a predicted model, not a curated record.
UCCGCAAGCGUUGUCGGGGUGUGGGCGGGGGCGGCGGGGCCCUGCGGACGAUGAACGGGGCGGCUGCGGGCGGGGGCGUCGUGGGGGGGAGCUCGAGCGCCGCCCCCCGGCUGAGCAGUUUUCUGCCCGCCAUCCCCUCGUCCAAGCUGACCGACGUCUGCUACCUCAGCCGGGGCGCCUACGGCACCGUGUCGGCCGCCCGGCACGCGGACUGGCGCGUCCGCCUCGCCGUCAAGUACCUCACCCUAAGGGACCCCAUCACCGACAGUGAAAGAAGAAAUGUCUUACGAGAAGCUGAAAUUUUACAUAAAGCUAGAUUUAGUUAUAUUCUUCCAAUUUUGGGUAUCUGCAAUGAGCCUGAAUUUUUGGGAAUAGUUACGGAAUACAUGACCAACGGAUCAUUGAAUCAACUUUUGCAAGGGAAAAAUGACUAUCCGGACAUUGCUUGGUCAUUAAGAUUCCGAAUUUUGCAUGAAAUUGCAUUGGGAGUAAAUUACCUGCACAACAUGAGCCCUCCUCUGCUACAUCAUGACCUGAAAACUCAAAAUAUCUUGCUGGAUAAUGAGUUUCAUGUAAAGAUUGCAGAUUUCGGUUUGUCGAAAUGGCGUAUGGUGUCCCAGUCCCAGUCAAGGAUCAGCAAAUCUGUGCCCGAGGGAGGGACCAUCAUCUACAUGCCCCCGGAGGACUAUGAGCCCAGCCAGAAGUCACGAGCCAGUGUCAAAUAUGACAUAUACAGCUAUGCGAUUAUUACUUGGGAAGUGUUGUCAAGAAAGCUGCCCUUCGAAGAAGUUGUCAACCCUUUGCAGAUUAUGUUUAGUGUGUCACAAGGAAAUCGACCGGACACAAGUACAGAAAGUCUGCCUCUUGAUAUUCCACACCGAGCUCUUAUGAUCUCUCUAAUGGAGAGUGGAUGGGCACAAAAUCCAGACGAAAGGCCAUCUUUCUUAAAAUGUUUAAUAGAACUUGAGCCAGUUCUGAGAACAUAUGAAGAAAUUAACUUUCUAGAAGCUGUUCUUCAACUGAAGAAAACCAAGUUACAGAAUGACUCGAAUCUCAUCCAUUUGUGUUCCAAGAAGGAGGUGGCAUUAACGCUCAACAUUCCUCUAAAUGAACAUCCACAAGAGGUACACUUUUCUCCAACCCAGGAAUCCUGUGGCAAUCCUCUUCACAACCAAAGAUUGUCUAUAAGUAGUGCAUCUUCUGGAAUAUCAAAGCCCAUGUCUACUUCACUGCAUGACAUGUUUUCAGCCGAGCAAGAUCAAGACUCCUCUCCAGCACUUCCUUGCUCUCUGAUAAAUCACAGUUUGGAUGAUAACAUCUCUUUACUCCAGAGUGUUAAAUCUUGUGGUCCAAAGAAGUCCUGUUUUUCAUCAGUAGAUUCUGAUAUAUCAUCAAACCCAGUGUCAUAUACUUCAAAGCUAGUCAAGGAAAAUUCAGAUCUGCUCUCAGAGACUCUGCACAGUGGCAUAGCUCAACAGUGGAUCCAAAGUAAAAGAGAAGACAUUGUCAACCAGAUGACUGAGGCCUGCCUUAACCAGUCCUUAGACGCCCUGCUAGCAAGAGAAUUGAUCAUGAAGGAGGACUAUGAACUAAUCAGCACCAAACCUACAAGGACAUCCAAAGUCAGGCAAUUGCUUGAUACCACUGACAGCCAAGGAGAAGAGUUUGCCAAAAUUAUAGUGCAAAAGCUGAAGGACAACAAACAGAUGGGACUUCAACCUUACCCAGAAAUAUCUUUGGCUAUUAGGACAACAUCUUUAAGUACAUCCCAUUACAAAAGUCUGUAAGGGGUUUUGAAAAGGUUGGAAAGGUCCAUUUUUAAAAGGUCAUUUUAAAAAUCUGUUACGUUGGUUACAGUUUUACUACAUACGUUCCGCUGAGAGAAGAUCAGGAGCUGGCUACAUUUUAACAUGAAAAUUAGUCACUUGCAUUUGAUGCAGCGUUAUGUGUUUUUUAUCAAUACAAACAUAAAGUUUUCAUUCCUUAUUUGAAAUAAUUGCCCUAAGUGGUUCAAUUUUUUAAAAUGUCUGUUUUUAUAAAAUGAUGCUACUUUUAGGUGAAGCAGUUUCAAGUCUUGCUUAAUAUAGUAUUCAUGUCCAUAAAACAUGAGGUGUGUGUUUUUACUCUUAGAAUCAAUCAAUGAUAUUUUUUGAGCACUUACCGAGUACAGAGGGUUGUACUAAGCACUUGGGAGAGUCCAAUAGAGUUGGCAGACAUGAUCCCUUCCUCAAGGAUUUAGCAGUCUAGUGACAGAGACAGAUGUUUAAAUAAAUUACAGGUAGGGAUAGCAACAGAGAGUAAGUAUAGGACAUAACUGCUAUGAGGGUAAAGGUGGAAUGAAUACUAAAGUGCUUAGGGGUUACAGAGCGAAGUGUAUAGCAACACAGAAAGGAGAGAAACUAAGAAGUAGUCAGAGACGGCUUCUUGAAGGAAAUAUGAUUAAAGUAGGGCCUUGAGGAUGGGGAGAGAGGUGUUCUGUCAGAUAUGAAGGGGGGAGGGAGUUCCAGGCCAUAGAGAAGAUGAGAGCAAGGUGUCAUCAGUGAGAGAAAUGGGAUAGAGGCAUAGUGAGGAGAUCAGUAUUAGAGGUGUGAAAUGUGUAGUUUAGGUUGUAGAGGUCGAUGAACAAGGAUAGGUAGGAUGGAGAGGGCUGACCGAAUGUCUUAAAAGCCAAUAAUAAGGAAUUUGUGUUUGAUGCGGAAGUGGAUGGGCAACCACUGGAGGCUUAUGAGGACUGGAGAGAUGUUUGCAUACUAUUUUGGAGGGAGUUUUUUUCCCUUUUUUUUUUUUUAAAUAACAUACGCAGCUUAAUGAAGCAUGGACUGGAGAGGGGAGAGGCUGGAGGCAGGGAGAUUAGCGAGGAGGCUGAUAACAGUAGUUGAGGCAGCAUCUGAUAAGUGCUUGUUGGACUAGUAUGGUAGCUGUCACUUUCUAAGUGGAUUAUUUAUUGCCGAACCAGAGUUAGACUUUAAAAAGUACAUGCCUUUAAAAAAAAAAAGUCUUCCAUCUAUAAAGUUACAAAGUCUCUUUAGAUAAACGGACCUAGCUGAAAUGCAGGUGGUCUUAUAAAGUUCCGUUUCAUCCACAGACAGUGUUAUUUUGUGCUUAAUCUAUUUUCAGCCCUGUAAUAUCUUCAGUUUUUGAAGAAUGAAUAAGGAUGCUGCAGUGUUGUCCGUUCCAAUAAAUUCAUUUUUCCUGACA